Molecule: messenger RNA, 8660 nt
Organism: Dermacentor andersoni
Lineage: Eukaryota; Metazoa; Arthropoda; Arachnida; Ixodida; Ixodidae
Gene: mei-41
Product: ATR serine/threonine kinase meiotic 41
Biological process (GO): DNA damage checkpoint signaling; DNA repair; telomere maintenance
Cellular component (GO): nucleus; chromosome
Molecular function (GO): protein binding; protein serine/threonine kinase activity
Source: RefSeq, a predicted model, not a curated record
AUGAAAGUGGCGCCGAAUGAAAUGUGAUGAACGUGAUAAACUUCGCGAACCGGCUAAUGUGAAAUCCUGUGCGAACCAAUUACGCGAAAGGCUUUACAGCGUGUUUGCCAGUGGCUUCCAAAGCAUGUGCAGGAGUUUUUCUUGGUAUGGUUCUGUAUAGAGCGAAAAAUUCUUCAGCUAACCUAUCCUUGUGAGACUGGCAGAAGGUCGACUGCACAAAUGGAAUUUAAGCAUCCAGACUCCCUGACAGCGCUUUCAGCAAUAAGAGAAAUACAAGAAGGCUCCAGCCAAGUGACUGAACCCCAAGAUGAACAAACGUCUCGCUACAGAGAGAUCUUGGACAAUAUUCUUACUUCUUUGUUGAACGACACCGAGAAAGCGUUCGCAGAUGCUGAGCAGACGCGUCCGGUGUUGGAGCGCUUGCUCGAAUGCGUCCAACACUGCGCCCAAGCGUUACCAGUAUUGUUCCUGCCACAGGAAAGCAGUGAAGCGGGUUCCACUGAACAGAGUGCCUUGCGCUUCAGCGAAAGUCUUAUUGGAAGGCUGCUCAUGCUGAUGAGCAUACCUGGUCUUGGUGUGCUCUCUGGACAUUGCUGCCGAGUUAUUGAAUCGCUCUUGACCUUGUACAAGCGUCACAACAUGAGGCUUUUGCUCCAGUUCCUGGACAAUCUGCUCGAAGUCUUUGUUGAUGUCUACCAAUUCUGUGUACUGAAUGGUGGCACUGAAAUGGCCACAUGCCACUUUGGUGUCACCCUUUCGUUCGCUGGCCAUAAGAAUGUGAAGAGGUCAAGAGCCGAACAGGGCAGCAUCCACAUCUCCCUGCCUGAUGGUGGCUGUGCUUUGCUGCUUUCACUGAUGAAGCUUCUGGUGUUCUUAGCUGAUGACAUGGUUGCAUUUGGAAGUGGUCGCAGACUGGGACGGGACAGGCUUGUUCGCUCCCUUUGCGGGCUGCUGAGUGCAGACAACACUGAUCUUGUGGAGGCGAGCCUUGAAGCACUGAAUGCUUUUCUGAAGCAGUAUUACCCUGUGACAGAGAACACUGAGACAGAAGUCCUCCUGAACGUUACAUGGCUUAUUCAUUGUGUAUCAACAGAUAGCAUAGCCUUAACAUCUUCUGGAAUGGACCACUUGGUAGACUUUUUGAAGACCGUGGCAAACAUACAGUUGUCUCCAGGGGCUACAGAAGAGAUCCUUCUGGGAUUGUCUAAGGUCAUGCAGAACUUGCAGAAACAUCCGAAUUUACUGGGUGCCUCAACACAAUUGUUUAGCAUAUUUUCAGCAGACUCUGGCUGUUUGCCCCUGGACUAUGUGUUGCAAAAGUUGCAAGAAAAUCUGACUCCUUUGCUGGAGGCUGCAGACACCAACAUCGUUUCAAGUAAAACCUAUGUUGGUGUCCUGACUAUGGAAGUCAGCAAAGCUCUUGCCAAAUCGGAAGGUGGCGAAGAAAAUGUGCGGCACUCUCUCAUUGCCAAGACACUACGAGACAGUUUUGUUGGAAUCAAGUUGGACAGGCUCCUGUAUAUACGGGACACUGGCCUUGAUAGCCUGAAGAGGGUGGCCAUCUGCUUAGAAGCUCUGCAAAUAACUGUGCUUCAGUUGUUGCAACCUUCUGCUCUCUCCAACUCACAAAAUGAAGCAAAAGCUAUAGCAGCUGAGAAAGCAACCAUGCGUGUACAGCUUAAUGUCAGCAGCGAGCGGAUGGUGUUGGCUCUGCUCAAGGACUGCCUCGAGUGUCGCUUGGAUGAUGAGCGGCUAUGCAACGUUUUCCACAUCCUUGUGCUCCUCCUGAGAUGUCAAGAAGUACCAAGUGCAAGUGACCUCCUCAGCUUCUUUCCCGCCAUUGCAGUAGCAUGGAACACCCGAUUUGGAAAGGUGCCUGGCCUUGAGUCUUCAGGUACAAAGCUUCAGUUUGAAGGAGAAGGGUCUGACGAUCUACUUUGUGCAAGUCUAACUGUAGCCAGUUUUCUGCCACGUGGAACGUUCAACGUGGAGCCCUUGCUGAGCCAUGCACUUACUGCAGGAUCGAUCGAAGUUCAGAGGGCCGCCGCACGGCUGUUGUGCCACUGCAUCUUGCGGCGGAAUGCAUCCACUGCUGUGGUUCAUACCAUCAGCUCAGUCAUCGAGAGAGCGCCCGAGCCAAAUUUGUUGUCAUGGGUCGACUGCAUUCGGGACCUCUGCUGUGUCUUGUCGGGAAAGGCCAAAAGCUUUCAAGUUGGAGAUGACUGGCAGCAGCCAAUUGCUGUAUGCUGCUUUGCGUGUGAAGCAGAAAGCCGGUCACUAAUUGCUACCUUGAGUGACAGCAAAUACAUGUGUGAUUGCAUCAUCAAGCUGUGCACCUCGAGUCACAGUUCCAUUAGGGAAGCCAUGGUUUCCCACUUGCCAAGUGUCCUUUGCCACCUGCACUUGGAUGAUGCUCUGAUUGCAAGUCUGCUUGACCUUUUGGAAGAUGCUGACUAUACUGUCAGGAUGAAGUUUGGGAAUCGGCCCCUUAAAGUGCUGAUGUCGAGAGGCGACCCCAGUGUCCGUGACACCAUUGUGUCACGGUUGAAGCAGACUCUGAACAAUGCUUGGCAGUCGGAAAAUGCUCGCCUGCAGGACACAUUGCUCACGGCAGUUGGCUGCAUAGGACAAGACGCCAAGGAUGAAGACUCACAGGCGUUCGCUUUGCUAUGCCUGCUGCAGCACCUGCUGUGCCGCACAGCAGGCAUUGCUGACAUUGCACGGGAGCAGCUUGUAGAGUUAGCGGAGCAUACAGGUUCCACCACAAGCAUCUUGUUGAAGAAAUUUCGACCACUCGUGGGAAAGUUUCUGUUUGACAGCAUGAUCAAGGCGUGCCAUGAGCGUGGUUUCUCAGUGAAUGCAUUCCUCGGCAACCUGAUUGGCAUAUUCGGCUCCACUGAUGUUCGGAACUUUCUCAUUAGCAUGCUUCGGUUCCUGCUGCCCCCACUGGUUCUCCAAGCUGAGCCCGUGUGCUCUCGCCUGUUGAAGGGAUUUGCCAAAGAGAUUAAGUCGGUCCGUCGAGACCUGCUAAUGACCAACUUCAAGCACAUCUUCCCUUACCUUGUCUGCCAUGCUUCAGGAAAUCAGCUGGCCACUGCCCUGUCAUUUGUCGAGGCAGAGACGGGCCUCCGCAUUGGCAAUGUCCUUCGGUUUGACUUCCAGCGUAUCUUGAAUGAGCUUCUGUUCCACCUCGGCAGCCAUUACGAGCAGGUGCAUGAUGGCUUGUUGGUAUUGGCCAGGGAAGAUGGUUUUCGUCCCAUCCGUUCCACCAAAGAUUUGGCGGAGUUCCUCCAGCCAAGACUACUUGGUUUCCUGACGUUUUUCGACCUUCAACUUGUGAACAAAAAUAUUCCCGAUGACAAGAAAAAAGAGGCACUCAGGAGCCUGGAGUGCAUUCUUCGUCUUAUGGGCCAGCAGCACGUAACAGCACUUAGAAUGAAGCUAAUGGCAACCUUGAAGUUGGCAUUACGGCUCAGUCAUGGAGAAUUCCCAUCAAUCAACAGUUGUGUUUGGAACACAUUCAUUCAUAACCUCGAGCCGGCAUCCACAGGUCCACUGCUAAGUCAGAUAACUGCCACACUGUUGCCACUGCUCAAGUUGGACCCAGAAGGUGCAACAAACAUCUUCAACUUUCUCUUUGUUGACAACAGGGAGCAGCACAUGAGCUUCUUUCAUGACCUUCACUUCAUUUCUGAAGUUCCAGAACUGGAGCAUGUUCAGCACACUGUGGCAACACCAGACAGCCAAGGAGAGAACAACCUGAGUAACAUCUUGGGCCACUGCUUGCAUGGUAUUGCACAUGAAAACCUUGAUGUUCGGGUGCUAGCUUUGGGAAAGCUGAAGAAGGUGCUCUCAGCUAAUCAGAGCAAGUUGGCACAGCAUUUGCUUACACGGGAGUCAGUGGAUCCACUUGUUUCCAAGCUGAUAGUUCAGCUUCUGAGUGGGUGCCGGGAAGCCGAUUCCAAAGUGCAUGUCCUUCUGGCUGAAUGCUUCGGAGAACUGGGAGCAAUUGACCCUGGCAUGUUGGAACUGAAGCUUUUGAGAACUGAGAAAGCGGUUGCCGUCCACAGUGGAGUUGAUGACAAGAGCUUUGCAAUUGACCUGCUUCAACGCCUGUGCCGCUCAUAUCUUGCAGCUGAAGACAGCAGAGUCCAGGACUGUUCUUCAUACGCCAUUCAAGAGACUCUAAAAAUCUACAAGUGUAGUGAAGCAAAAUCUACACUCGGACGAAAUUUGUGGAAAAGUUUUUCUCCUGAAGUACAGGAGAUCUUCACCCCGAUGCUCAGCUCCAGAUACAUUAUGUCUAACAGUGGCUCAGUGGAGUACCCACACCCAUUGUUCGGCACCAGUUACGCACAAAACUUCCGUGACUGGCUGGCAAACUGGACACUCGACCUUCUGGACAAGGUGAAGGAGGACAAGGCUCUCAAGGUGUUCAGGGCCUGCUCCCUGGUCUUCAAGAAUGACUCCAACUUGGCCUUGUUCCUCUUGCCACGAGUUCUUGUGUGUGUCCUCGCUGACACAGAUGCAGCUGGCAGGGAACAGGUAAUGACUGAAGUGCUGGCAGUCCUACAACAUUGUGAGCAGACAGACGACAAUUCUGGUCUGUUGCACCUUUGCUCCCAGACCAUCUUCUCCAUACUUGACUACCUAGCUGUGCGUGCCAAGAUGUUCCGAAGCUCUUCAGCUCCUGGGGCAUCAUCAGCAUCACCAGCAGCAGCAGUGCUUAGCGACGAGGAGGCACUCUUUGUGGCUCGUAUCCCACAAGACCUUCUGGCACGGGUGUCGUUCAACUGCCAGGCCUACACACGGGCACUGUUCCACCUUGAGUCAUAUCUCCAUGACCGCCCUGAGUGUGUGCAAGAGAAUCUGCAGUUGCUACAGAAAGUGUAUGUGGCGCUCGAUGAGCCUGAUGGAGUCGCCGGAGUGGCCGCAGUUCGUAACAGUCAACCAUCUUUGGAAGACCAAAUCAUUGAGCACCAGGCAAUGGGGAAGCUGCAAGAUGCUCUUGCGUGCUAUGAGCGAGCACUGCGACUGCCCACCUCUCAGGCAUCUCAUCAUCAGGGGCUGCUGAGUUGCCUGCUCUGCCUCGACCAACCGAGCACGGCCCUCACACAUGCGUCGGGCCUGCUGGCAGAGAGGAGCGACUGGCUGCCAGACAUAAUCGAGUAUCAAGCGGAAGCUGCCUGGAGGCUUUGCAGCUGGGACUUGCUUCAAAAGUUCUUGCAGACUCAGGAUUCAAUCCCGCAAGACUCUGGAAACAGCUGGAGCUCAUGGGGUGUGGCCACAGGUCGACUCCUUCUUUCUGCUUACAAUCUGGAUGAAAAGUCAUUCUUGGACAGCCUUGCUCAAGCACGCAGUCACCAGGCGAGCCCUCUUGCAGCAGCAGCCAUGGAGCAGGAGGCCUACCAGAGGGGCUACCGUUACGUUUCCAGGUUGCACAUUCUAACCGAAGUGGAGCAGGGCUUCCGUGUAUUACUUGACAUGGAACCUGGCAGCAGCCGUGAAGAAAAGCAGGCUCAACUUACAUCACUGCUUGAAGUCUGGAAAGCUCGAGAGGACCUUGUUCAGCGUUCACCACUGCUACUGGAACCUUUGUGGAAUGUGCGGCGUGCACUGCUCAGCAUCGCCAAAAAGAAGCACCAUGACCUGGAGGAUGUCCUGCAAACAGAACUCGCCAAGUGCUGGCUCAAAAGCGCCAAGCUGGCAAGAAAGAAUGGCCAUCUGCAGCAGGCUUACAGCUGCCUCUUGGAAACUGAUGGCUGUGAUCUGCCAGACAUCUUCCUGGAAAAGGCAAAGUGGCUCUGGGCAAAAGGAGAAAGGGAGCGUGCCCUUGCGCAACUUCAUCGUGGCAUUGAACGUCAUUUUCCUGGCUGUACUACGGAUAGUGGCAGCAGUGAUUCAUCUUCCACGCCUGAAGAACGCUUUGCAUGUGCAAAGGCACGCCUGCUGUUGGCACGGUACAGCGAAGAGUCUGCAGCUGUGGAAAGUACGCGACUGGCCUUCCUGUACAAGAGUGCAGCAAGAGCUUGCGCUACCUGGGAGGAUGGAUUAUUUCACUUUGCCAAAUACUGCGACACAAUGCUGCCCCUGAACGAGAAGCCAGAAAAGAAAGCAGAUACAAUGGUGCACGUGGUGCGGCACUAUGGGGAGUCGCUGCGUUAUGGCUGCCAGCACAUGUACCACUCCAUGCCGCGCAUGCUGUCCAUCUGGUUUGACCUGGGUUCUCAAGUUGCCGAGAUGAGCCGGGCGCGUCGUGUGCCUCCUGGACUUGAGAAGCUCGAGGGUUAUCUCAAGACCAUGACAGACAGGGCAUUGGGUACACUUCUGAACCAGCUGCCACCAUAUUUGUUCUUCACUGCAUUGCCACAGCUCAUCUCCAGGAUCUGCCACUCACACGAACGGGUGUCAGCAAUGUUGAAGGAGAUUAUAGCUCGCCUGCUCGCUACCUACGCACCACAGGCGGUAUGGAUGAUGAUUGCAGUAUCCAAGUCCUCGUACCCGAUGCGGGUGCAACGGUGUCAGCAGGUGUUUCAGCUGGCACGGCAGCAGAACCCAAAUCUGGCAAAGUUCCUGAGCGACACGCUAUCCCUCUGCGAGAAGUUGCUGGAGCUGUGCAACCGGCCUGUUGGCGAGACCAAUGUACUUCAAAUCUCAGUGCACGUCAAGGGCUUUCACGAGAUGCUGAAGGACCCUGGCUUCAGCCGCAUCCUACUGCCUUUGCAGUCAGCCACAUCAGUGUCACUCCCAACUGGUGGAACACCCAGGGACCACAAGCCAUUCCCCCAGACACCCGUCCACUUAGUUUCAAUCAAUGACCGGGUUGAUGUGCUCUCAUCACUUCAGAAGCCAAAAAAGAUCAGUGUGAAGGGCAGCGAUGGCAAAACUUAUGCCAUGAUGCUGAAGCCAAAGGAUGAUCUUCGCAAGGACUGCCGACUCAUGGAGUUCAACAACCUAAUGAAUCGCUACCUCAAGCAGAGUGCUGAAGGUCUCAGGCGCAGACUGCACAUACGCACUUACAAUGUGGUUCCUCUGAAUGAAGAAUGUGGGCUUAUUGAAUGGAUUCCAGACCUUCAGGGAUUCCGGUUCAUUCUAAACCGCAUCUACCGUGAAAAAGGCUUACUUGUCUCCAGCAAAGAGAUUAAAGAGAUAAUGCCCGAACUUGCCACCAGUGUUGAGAAGAAACUGGCCAUAUUCAAAGAAAAAUUUCUUCCUCGGUUUCCACCUGUUUUCGUUGAAUGGUUUCACAAGAACUUCCCAGACCCAACUGCCUGGUACACUGCAAGGCAGUCAUAUGCUCAAACAGUGGCCGUUAUGAGCAUUGUUGGCUUCAUCCUGGGUUUGGGGGACCGACAUGGCGAGAACAUCCUCUUUGAUGCUUCAUGUGGAGAUGCUGUGCAUGUCGACUUCAACUGUCUCUUCAACAAGGGUGAAACCUUUGAUUGGCCAGAGAAAGUUCCGUUCCGCCUGACUCACAACAUGGUAGAUGCCAUGGGUCCACUCGGAUAUGAAGGUGUCUUCAGGAAAGCAUGCGAAGUCACAUUACGGAUCAUGAGGAACGAGACAGAUGCAUUGAUGAGUGUGCUGAAACCAUUUGUACAUGACCCUCUUGUCGAGUGGAGCAAAGCCCCAAAAGGAGCUAGGAGCCAUCAGUCAGAGUCAGGAGAGAUCAUCAACGAAAAGGCCCUGGUCAACGUGAAUGGAAUUGAGCAGAGGCUAAAAGGUGUCUACAGGGGUCGCAACAAGCCUGCUGGACCACCUCUCUCUGUUGAGGGGCAAGUGGACAGCCUCAUUCAGGAAGCAACCAAUGAGGUCAACCUCUGCCAGAUGUACGUUGGCUGGGGCGCCUACCUCUGAUGGUUUUCUCCGUACUAGCUUAGUAUUUUUAGGAUCUUUCUGCCGAAGAGCUUGUGGAUCCUUUCAGCACUGUACGUACUUACAUGUGCUAGUAAUGUGCAUUCCUCAGUAUCUAUUUCUUUAAUAAUUGAGGAAGAAGUGGCUUGUGUACUUUUAUCUCAUAAUUUAUUUCAUGUCCAUCACUGUUUCUUGUUCCUACACACUUCCCUUGCAGCUAAUCUAUCUGAACACAUCUGCUUUGAUUCUGUGAUCUGUUUGUUAUGUUGGUCACUAGUACUGUAUUGUCGACAAUUAAGAGUGCUGCAUUUUAUGCUACUUAGAUGUAUUUAUUGGACUACUUGAAAGUGUUGUGCUACAUUAACAAAUAUUAUUACAUGCUUUUAAAAUACAGAACAGAAUUUCUGUGCUGAGGGGCCUUGAUCAAGUUGAAUGUUUAUCUUGAAAGCCAAAUGAACAACCGAGGACAUUUGUUGCAUACAAACUUUAUUGCUUGUUGAGUAAAAUGUGCCUUUCUCUGUUGAUACAACUAUUCAAUUUCAUGAACUAUCGCUCACAAUUUGCUGCGCUUUCCUUGUGCAUACAUCAACGUCCUCCUUGCAUGCAUUUUAUUGUAGUGAUUAUGAUGGGGCAACAGCAAAUUUAUGCAGUGUUCAUAGGUGUGUGUAAAAUGCUUAUCCAGGAAAGGCCUUGUACCAGUUGUUCAAACUAAAUGUUGCCAAGUAAAAAGGACAGAGGUCAUUAUGAGAAUUGUGCCCGGUGUACGUUGAUAGAUGUUGUUCAUGCUAGGCACGAGUGUCUUAAAG